Prunus dulcis (almond) is the source of this 1480-nucleotide messenger RNA. RefSeq names its product GEM-like protein 1. Lineage: Eukaryota; Viridiplantae; Streptophyta; Magnoliopsida; Rosales; Rosaceae. The transcript is spliced from 4 exons. The record is from RefSeq and is a predicted model, not a curated record. Bases 279 to 1199 code for a protein of 306 amino acids.
CAAACGAAUAUUAAAGCCAGUGUUGAAUUGUUUCUUCAUGCAUUUGGGCCUUGAGAUUUAUAUGUAUAUAGAAGUUGGCCCAAAGCCAAUGUUGAAUUCCCAUUUACAGACAAGUUCAUUGCCGAAUCCAAAAAUCCCCAAUAAAACGCUUCUUCCCCUCAAAUCUAGUUGCCCCAGGUGUCCUCUCUUCUCGUAGGCUCCGCCCCAAUCGAGCCGUUUGAAUUUCACAGCAACAACAGCAAUCAGACAAAGAUUCCAUUUUCAAUCACAAGAAUAAAAUGAGCGACCACAAGACCGCAGCAGCAGCUGCAGCUGCAGCACCCGAUCACCACCCACCAUCUCAGACCACGAAGCCUCUUCCUCACUCCGAAGACUACGCUCCCUACCCUAAGCUCGACCCCAACGACGUCGUGCCGCCUCCCCAGCCCGAAACUUGGACCUCUGUCUCUAUCGCCUCUGAACCGCCGCCGAAAUUGGAAUCACCGUCAGCGCCGCCGCCUCCAGUCGCUGAUCCUCCGGUUCACGUCGAGGCUCGAGCGCCGAUUGCCGGCGAAGCUGCCACCUCCAUGCCGACGGAGUCCAAUCCCUACGUCGCCACUCCUGCUCCGGCUCCCUCCUCCUCCGUCAAGAAUAAGAUGGAUUCAGUGAAAGAUGUUCUUGGAAAAUGGGGAAAGAAGGCUGCGGAGGCCACCAAGAAGGCCGAGGAUCUUGCUGGCAACAUGUGGCAGCACUUGAAAACGGGACCUAGUUUUGCUGAUGCUGCUGUGGCAAGAAUUGCACAGAGCACUAAGGUACUUGCAGAAGGUGGUUAUGAGAAGAUCUUUCGACAAAAUUUUGAGACUGUCCCAGAGGAGCAACUUCAGAAGACAUAUGCUUGCUACCUAUCCACAUCUGCUGGCCCAGUAAUGGGAAUUUUAUAUUUGUCAACGGCAAAGCUUGCAUUUUGCAGUGACGAUCCCCUUUCAUACAAAAAUGGCGACCAGACUGAAUGGAGCUAUUAUAAGGUCGUUAUUCCAUUGCACCAGCUGAAGGCGGUCAAUCCAUCAACAAGCAAAGUCAAAUCAGCUGAAAAAUACAUCCAGGUGGUCUCUGUUGACAACCAUGAAUUCUGGUUUAUGAGCUUUGUACACUAUGACAGUGCUGUGAAACAUCUUCAAGAAAUAUUGCACCCCACCCAGCCCCAGCCCCACAGUUUGUGAUGAAUAUAACUCCAAACCUUUGCCAUGUUACAGCAGAGGCAUCAUGUUGGCAAGACGUCUACGUAGACGAAAUCAUGCGGGAUAUGGAAUAUAUCAGCUAUAAUGUAGAUGUAUGUUCUUUGAUUUGUGAAAUUGCUGUGAUGUAUUUGUUAUUAGAACCCAGAGACUGAUUUUUACUCUUCGGGUAUAGUGAUACAUUUGGGAUGAGGUAAGUUUCAGUCGAGUCUAUAUUUGUUGUAAAUGACAUUUGUGAUUAUAUACAUCGUAUUUUCAGCCUAUCA